Molecule: messenger RNA, 1329 nt
Organism: Exaiptasia diaphana
Lineage: Eukaryota; Metazoa; Cnidaria; Anthozoa; Actiniaria; Aiptasiidae
Product: C-type lectin mannose-binding isoform
Exons: 5
Coding region: 129-875 (248 amino acids)
Molecular function (GO): signaling receptor activity
Source: RefSeq, a predicted model, not a curated record
AAAGACUACAAGUGCCUAGGUUACGGUUUUGAGAAGUAUGAAAACGUCAACCCUCCAACGAUGAAAACAAGCUUCGCUUAUUAAACCAAAUGACUUAGAAUUUCAGUCCAAUCUUUAUUAUUGGACACAUGUUGGCGUCGACUGCAGUUCACGCAUGCCUAGUUGCACUACUUAUAGAUCAGUGCAAAGCAUGCAAGCAUGCAUCGAAUUACAAUCGACAUCCGGGCAUCGAGCUACAAGGUCACGUGAUCAAAACAAUGACGACAUCAGACUUGGGUGAUUGUGUGAUUGGAUGCAUCAAGACGCCAGGGUGUUUGUCUAUCAAUUCUCACAACGCUGAUAACGUCAUACAYUGUGAGCUUAACAAGUCAAACCGGUAUGGCAGCCAGGCGAACCUGAUUAAAACCAGUUUUGAUCGAGCAUAUUUGGAAUUGAUUUCCAAUCAUUGGCCGGACGCUUGCUUUCAAAAAGAUGGUUGGUAUCGAGGCAAGUCUGCCGCGUAUAAGUUUGUUCAAGAGAGUGCGGUCGCUCUAGAAGCUCGUCAGCGGUGUAACAAUAUGUCAGCAGGCGCAGAUCUGGUGUCUUUUGCUGACAAAGAGGAAGAGCAGAUCUUUGACCAAUAUAUUCGAGAGUUUGGAAAGUGGGGCCGAAUAUUUAUAGGGCUCAACGACAUUGCUAAAGAAGGGACCUUUAUUUGGUUUGAUGGAACCAAAUCUGAGCACAGAAACUGGAAAGAUGGUGAACCGAAUAAUGAUAAAAAUAUGGAAGAUUGUGCGGCUAAAUUCCAAAAAGAAGGCACGCCGUAUGCAGGACAAUGGAAUGAUAUCCCAUGUGAUCACAAAUCGUUUUUUGCAUGUAAAACAUUAUGCAUGUAAAGUCACACAAAGUUUAUAAUCCCAUUCAUAAGAAUCUCUAGAAAAAUAAAGAGCAUGUAGUCCUCAUAGCCUCUUCCCCAGGCAGCUCUUUUUUCCUCCUUUAGGCUUCCUUUGUAACGGUCAUCUUGGCCGCUUGGCACUAGUGACGAGAAAGGAAAAAUAAGUCCUCUCUCAACCCCAUUCUCCCUCUUUUGACUCUUAAAUAAGACAGGAAGCCCGUGAUUCUUAGUGAUGCCUGCGGAGGAGGCCAUAGUCUGCACUGAUUCACAGUAUAUACUCUAAAAUAUCUCCCCAAAAGUCGUAAUUUUUGUUUUCUUUGUAUAAACGGUACAACUACUCGUAUUUUUAUCCAGAAAAAAAGCAAAAACUGAGUGUAGAAGGACACUUGCAGCGGAAAUAAAAAGUACGAGGAUUACAACUACCAUCAUACUUCAUAUGGAACUUAUUGCCAUAC